UGAAGGAAAAUUUUGCUCAUAUCGUGUUACUCUGUCGUCUGGCGAAGUGUUCAACAAAAUUGGAGUACCUCGUCGACGAAUUUAAACUUCAAAAUGAAAUCCAACCGAGUGAUACGUGAAGUUGUAAAAUGCGCUUGUGCUAAACGUGAAUUUAAUACUUUGGCUGUGGCACCUCAUAGAUUAAGACGCCCUUUAUCAACGUCGCCUCAAACGAAGCCUAAACCUGUCGAAGAAGUGCAGAAAACCAGUUUGUAUGAUUUGCACGUGAAUCGAAAUGGAAAAAUGGUCAAUUUCGCUGGAUUCUAUUUACCCAUUCAGUAUGAAGAUGCCAGUAUAAGUGCUUCUCAUUUGCAUACGAGAACCAAUUGCUCUAUUUUCGACGUCUCUCACAUGCUGCAGAGCUACGUUCGAGGCAAACAUGCUGUGGAAUUUAUCGAAUCUUUAUGUGUGACCGAUGUUGCUAACAUGAAACCAGGCCGAAGUGCCCUCAGUUUAUACAUUAACGAUGCCAACGGUGGUAUUAUCGACGACCUUAUCGUGACCAAAAUCUCAGACGACACUUUAUACAUCGUAUCCAAUGCUUCCAGAACAACCGUCGACAAAGAAUUACUGCUCGAUAGACUGCAAUGGUUCAAAUCAAAUGGCAAAGAUGUCCACGUCGAAUUCCUAGAUUCAUCGGAACAAUCCUUGAUCGCCGUCCAAGGACCUAAGACUGCGAGCAUUUUACAACCCUACGUAGAUGUUGAUAUGGAAAAUCUGUAUUUUAUGACGAGCACUGUAGCCAAUAUAUCAGGAGUAGAAAAUUGUCGCAUUACCAGGUGUGGAUACACUGGUGAAGAUGGUGUGGAGAUAUCUGUCCCUUCCAAACAUGCGGAGGAAAUUGUAAAUACGCUGUUGCAAAAUGAACUUGUCAAAUUGGCCGGAUUAGGAGCUAGAGAUACUCUUAGGCUUGAGGCUGGAUUAUGUUUGCAUGGAAACGAUAUCGAUGAAACGACCACUCCCGUUGAAGCAGGACUCACUUGGACUAUCGGUAAAAGACGAAAAACAGAUCUCGAUUUCCCUGGUAACUCGAUAAUAAUGCAUCAAAUUCGAAAUGGAACUUAUAAAAAACGUAUCGGUCUGAUCAAAGUUGGAGGUGCUCCGGCUCGUCAAGGUUCCAAGAUAAUCGGAUUCGACGACGAAGUAGUAGGAUUAGUUACCAGCGGCUGCCCAGCUCCAUCUUUGGGUAUUAAUGUAGCCAUGGGAUAUGUUCAAACAGCCUAUGCUAAAUCAAAAACCGAUAUAAGAGUGAAUAUUCGAGAUAAUUUGCACAACGCUACUGUUUCUAAGAUGCCUUUUGUCGAGGCUAAAUAUUUCACGAAACCUAAAACACCUAAAUAAUUUUUUAUGUAAGAGUUCCUUCGUGUUUAUUUUUUUAUGUAAUGAUGAUUAUAAGUCAAUUAGUUUUUAAUAAAUCAAUUUUUAUAUGAAAGAA
Messenger RNA from Planococcus citri (citrus mealybug), 1474 nucleotides. Its product is annotated as aminomethyltransferase, mitochondrial. The transcript is spliced from 6 exons. The coding region runs from base 94 to 1380 and encodes 428 amino acids. Gene Ontology annotation, molecular function: protein binding; aminomethyltransferase activity. Gene Ontology annotation, biological process: glycine catabolic process. Lineage: Eukaryota; Metazoa; Arthropoda; Insecta; Hemiptera; Pseudococcidae. Gene Ontology annotation, cellular component: mitochondrion. The record is from RefSeq and is a predicted model, not a curated record.